Molecule: messenger RNA, 4572 nt
Organism: Dreissena polymorpha
Lineage: Eukaryota; Metazoa; Mollusca; Bivalvia; Myida; Dreissenidae
Product: heat shock 70 kDa protein 12A-like
Exons: 13
Coding region: 377-2398 (673 amino acids)
Molecular function (GO): NAD+ poly-ADP-ribosyltransferase activity
Source: RefSeq, a predicted model, not a curated record
CAAAAUGAUUUGGGCGACCGUGGACCAACAGGCCUCUGUACAGACGAAACAUAAGUGUAAUUAUGUACUGAAUUGUUAAUAUAAAGUCAAAGAAUUCGUCGUAGAUUUCGUAGUUUUUAUUGUUGUUGAAACAAACUAGUUAAGAUCAAGGAAACAGGAUUGUCGUUGCUUCGGAUAAACUUCCGACCAUAAGGUCUAAUACUGUCAAGUUUCGAUUUGUGAGGGCUUAUUGAUAACAUGCAAGUGAUCAAAUGGACGCAGAAAACGUACGUAAAACGGUGCAAGAAGAACGUUCUGAAAUUGAAUAAGGUACGCGGCCAAGGCUACGAACCUUCAACCAAUUUUAUCGAAAAGCAAGAAGACAAGAAGCAAUUCCAUGGCAAGGAGUGGGGCUCCCCUGAUUGUAGCAGCUAUUGACUUUGGAACGACGUUUUCCGGAUGGGCUUGUUCAUUCAGAUCCCAAUUCGAGAGUGAUCCUAGCAAUGUUUUUGUUAGACCAUGGAAUGGAUUUCUAUUCAUAUCUUCGAAAGCUCCUACGUGUGUAUUAAUAAAACCCGACGGUAAAACCCCCGAUGCUUUUGGUUUCGAUGCAGAGUAUAGAUACGCCGAACUGAGUGAAAACGAUAGCCACAAACAAUGGUACUUCUUUCAAAGAUUCAAGCUGAUGCUAUUGAACAAGCCGAUACACCAAGACACGAUGUUGGUUGACCAAUGUGGUAAACCACUUCCUGCGCUUAGAGUGUUGUCAUUGGCGAUCAGAUACAUGGUAAACGACUUACGUCAAUGGAUGGAUGUUAAUACACAAGUAAGUGGUUUCAAUCUAAAAGACGACAUCCAUUGGGUGCUGACUGUACCUGCGAUAUGGAAUGAUGCAGCGAAAGAUUUCAUGAGCCUUGCUGCUCAAGAGGCAGGGCUAUUAAUGACGCAGAUCACUAUUGUGUUAGAGCCAGUGGCAGCGUCUUUAUUCUGUAUAGAGGAUCGUGAACAAAAAGAGAGAUUCGAAUUUUUACCUGGACACAAAUUCCUGGUCCUCGAUGCAGGUGGUACAGAUGAUAUCGCGGUAUACGAGGUUUGUUUUGGUAGAAAACUUAAAGAAGUCUACAAAGCCACUGGUGGAUUCUGUGGAGGGGCAAUGGUGAAUAAAGCUUUCGAAGAAUUCCUUCAAGAAUGUACAGGAAGGGAAGCAUUUGAGCGUUUUAAGAAGGAGAACAUGGAAGAUUUCGCGGAUUUGAUGCGUCGUUUCGAGUUAAUUAAACGAAAUGUAGAUACAUCAUUCAGUGGAAAGAAAGCUUUAUUUAUGCCGAAGCCAUUAAUAGAACUUGUCGACGCUAUCAACGGGAUAUCCUUUCGAGAACUCAUCCAGGGUUCUAGAUACACGAGACACGCUGAUCUAGCAGCUGGGCAAAAACUUCUUUUGGACGCCAGCAUUGUUCAUUCAUUCUUUAAACAAUCAAUAGACAGUAUACAUAUUUUGCUGGCCGCUGCAUUGCGACAGUCUGCCACCUUAGGUGUUGACACGAUUAUUAUGGUGGGAGGCUACGCGGAGUCGCCUAUUCUCCAGGAAGCAAUCAAGACGAAAUUCCCAGGAAUGAAAGUCAUCGUUUCAUCUGAAGCCGGUUGUGCUGUCCUGAAAGGAGCUGUCAUAUUUGGACACCGUCCGAUUGAGGUCUCAUCUCUUAAGCAGGAUUCGCCGACGGCCUUUGCUAGUGAUUUCCAGGCAUCGUGGUCAAAGGAUUUAGGUAAACGUGGCGACCAACAGACACGUGAACCACAGCGACCCUCCUGGUCUACAAUGCCUUCAAAUUGGGAACCGAUGAAACCAGAUGAAAUUUUCAGACAAGUUUGCCUUCCAAACACUGGAGACGAGUUCAAAAGAGUGUUGAGUAAUUUCAUUCAAACACUCGACAACCGAAAAAUAUUGUUCAUAUAUAGAAUCCAGAGUACAUUUUUAUGGGAGCAUUAUUGCGUGAAAAAGAAGGAAAUGGAAAAAAUAAACGGCAUGAACGGUGCAGAAGAGAAAAUUCUUUUUCAUGGAACAAAACCAGAUAUCAUUGAAAGUAUAUGCGCUGAAAACCUCGAUAUGCGCCUUGCAGGAUCAAAUGUUGGUGCAAUAUUGGGUCAUGGCACAUAUUUUGCAACUGCUGCCAAGAUGUCGGAUUGCUAUGCAACGCCCGAUACCAAAAGUGGUCACAGGUACAUGUUACAAUGCCGGGUUCUUGUAGGAAGGUGGACAAAGGGAGAGAAGGGUCUUAGACGUCCACCAGAAAUUACAGAGUCUGUGUCAGGUGGCUAUCGUAGGCGUUAUAACAGUUGUGUGGACAAUGUUCAGAACCCUCGCAUAUUCUGCAUAUUUGAUCACGUCCAGUACUACCCAGAGUAUGUUCUUGAGUAUGAGUAGGUGUAAUAACAGUUGUAUGAACAAUGUUCAGAACCCUCUCAUAUUCUGUAUAUUUGAUCACGUAAAGUACUACCCAGAAUAUGUUAUAAAGAAUAGUAGAUAACAUUGAAGUAAACAGCAUGAAUAGUAAAAUAUUUGUUAAGAAACGAUGUAUCUUCCAAAGUAUUAAAAAAUAAACCAUCAAAACAUUAUAUUUGAUAAUGUUGAAGAAAAGUAUUUGAUCACGUUGAAAACCUUAUAUUUUAUUAAAUACAAAUUUGAAUUAACUUUAAUCAAAAUCAUUACAUGUGUAUUUAUUAACAUUUGAAAUACAAGAUCGUGUAUAAGCUGUAUUUGUUGAACACUUGUUUAGCAGUUUUGAUCCCAAACUUAGUUUUGUUAUGUUCUAGUUUUUGUUUUCUGUACUCACUUAGUUAUACUAUAAAAAAUGUUGUGUUUUUACUUCAAUCAAUACACGAUGCCCCAGUCUUUGCCAUGUCACUCAUAGGCAUUCACAAUACCUAAUACAAUAAAUAUCAUCUUGUAUUUUUCACCCUCUCAUUGCGUCUCAAACUAUGCCAUUCUAUUUCUGUUUUAUUGACUUAUUUAAAUGUAAAAUUAUUACACAAAUAAAACCCAUCGCCUAGAGUUUUAAACGUUGAUUGCCUUUUAAUGCGAAUGACCGGUAAGGGACUUUUCAUACAACACAAUUCAUAUAUAAAAAAUCUUAUAAGACAAUUUUUCAUAUAGGUUUAUUUAACAUUCCAUUUUCGUACAAAAAAGGAACGUGAUUGUUUGAUUUAACGUCAAACGGGGCCCAGCGCACAGUAUUUACUUUCACAAAAUAAGUCUUACUAAAAAACCUUUAUAACGAGUUCGGCUGGUCCCGAUGUACAACAUGAUGCGCGAUGUAAUUUUACACUAAGAUAGCAACCUUUAUUUUGAAAGUAAUCUUGAUCUGCUACCUUUUUAUGUCGUUUCUAAAAUUAAGAUGCAUCGAGGUGUUUUGUUAAACUGUUAAGUAUUGUAUCCCUUGGUAAAUCUUUAAAAUGUUCAGAGAAUGUAUGUUUGCUCUUUGAGUCUUUGUCGAGUUGCAAUUAUGAGACACCCAUCUAUUAAACCUCCGGGUGACUUGAAGUUCAAGUGUCAACAUUCUAGGCGUAAUUUCAAACAAUCUAUUUUCAUAAAAGACUGUUUUGAGGUAAAUAUACACUAACAUUCAAUACAAAUAUGCUUGCUAUGCCUGUAAGGAACCCUUACUUGGCAUUAAAGGAUAUCAGAGUGAACUUAUUUUUCCUAAUCAAUGAUCCAUGUCUAAAUAUUGCCAAAACUGGUCAUCCUAUACAAAGUAAAACGACGUGAUACACCAAAUGAAAACAACAACUUGUGCAUAUUCCAAGAAAAAACAUUAGCCUUUCCAUCGAUCACAGGGCAGGUAUACUCUUUGAUGGGAAAAUUAUGAUAAAUUUUACAAUACGGACAAUACGCAUACACUGUUUUCUUAAUAGUUAUCACUGUAACAUAAUUUAUUUUGGCGGCAUCCUACUAAAAUAGCAAUUAGUGUUAUGUUGUUUUUUCUGCACUGCUCUGCUCCUCCAUCCUGAAUAGAUUACAUUGCCAUUUACAUGUUGUGUGAAUUCCGUUAAUAGCGUAUAUGUAACACUUUGAUAAGUCGCUGUCUAUCAAAUGUAGAAGACAAUAUAUUUAAAUUUCUUAAAAUAGUAUUUUUGUUAUGAAGGAUAUGUUAAUUUUACUUUAUAUGUCUAUAUCGCAGAUACCACUGUGUAUGUCUCCUGUCUUGUUAAUUACCAUGAUGUCAUACAUGUUUUAUCCAGGCAGAAUUAGAGUUAUGAAAUCAAGAAGAUUUGAAUUGAUCAACACAUACAAACCAGUAUAUGAGAUUGAAAAUUGCUGACUACGCUUUCCUUUGCAUUGAGGCUGUUGCAAGACAAGCAUAAAUUGUACUAAUCUAUGUAUGACUACUAACAUUGUAUCCUACCAACCUUGUCUGUUUAAACUAAUUCCGCAUUUAAAAUGAAUUUAAUCAUUUUUGGAACGAAUGUAUCUGUGUAGUUUGGAAUAUUGUUUUUGUGAUUGUAAGGUUGUGACAUGUUUUAAUUUUAUGUUAUUUUGUUUGAUGGACAUAUAAUAUACCCGUUUUACUUUCGGGCGUCAUAAAAAAACUUACUCCUCUA